ACCUGCUGUGCUGAGCGCGUCUGCUGGUCUUCAUGCGAAGAAGGUCGGCGGCGGGCUUUGUUCCUCACAUCGGCGGCACCUCGUUGAGUCAUGAAAUGGAUAUUUUGUGGCAAUAUCAGUUUAGGAUGAUAUUAUUAGGGGAUUCGACGGUGGGGAAGUCGUCGCUGUUGAAGCGCUUCACCGAUGGCGUUUACAGUGACGUCGCCGAUCCCACCGUCGGCGUGGAUUUUUAUGCCCGUUCGCUUGAUAUCGAACCGGGGGUGAAAAUCAAGCUGCAGCUUUGGGACACAGCAGGCCAGGAACGAUUCCGGUCCAUUACGACAUCAUACUAUCGUAAUUCUGUGGGAGGGCUGCUGGUCUUUGACCUCACCAGUCGCAAAACCUUCGAGCACGUACGGGAGUGGCACCACGAAGUGAGCGAACACAUCCUGCCCCACCAAAUGGUCUACAUUCUCAUUGGUCACAAGAGUGACCUGAACAAGGACCGCAGAGUCGGGAGGGAUGAAGCGGAGCAGCUGGCGUCUGAGCUGGGAAUUCGCUAUGUAGAAACAUCAGCCAAGUGCAACAGUAACGUUGACCGGGCCUUCGAGCUGUUAACCAGGGACAUAUAUGAGCUGAUGAAGAUCGGUGCCAUCGUCACUCGAGAUGGCUGGGAUGGGGUGAAGAGCGGCCUCACUGCCAAGGUCCUCUAUCCAGGGAAUGAUGAAGACGAACAAGCACCAGCGUCUGCUGAAAGGAGCUGCAACUGCUGACUUUUUCCAACAAAAAAACGCUUAUCUUGUCUCCCAGUGAUUUUUUGGAAAACAACUCCCACCUCCACUUCAAUGUGCGUGAAUUCUACUGACGACAAAACCAUAGACGCAACUCACACGUAUCUACACGCUCUUUUUCUGUGUGCUGAUAAGUUGAGGUAAAACAAGCUAUAGCAUGCGGUGUUGGUCCAGUAUGUAGAAUUUCACAACUUAAGAAGGGUUAGUUUCUGAUACAACUUAAAGUAUCAGUGUUUUCCACACCACAACACAUAUCCCAGGGUUUUUCUUUAACAUUUUUGGCAUUUGUGUACUUAUUUAUACAUCUGUCCAUGUAGAUAUCUAUAUCUAUAUCUAGACAUAGAUACAUAUAGAUGUACAGUACAGGCCAAAAGUUUGGCCACACCUUCUCAUUCAAUGUGUUUUCUUUAUUUUCAUGACUAUUUACAUUGUAGAUUGUCACUGAAGGCAUCAAAACUUGUGUGAACACAUGUGGAGUUAUGUACUUAUCAAAAAAAGGCGAAUAACCGAAAACAUGUUUUAUAUUCUAGUUUCUUCAAAAUAGCCACCCUUUGCUCUGAUUACUCUUUUGCACACUCUUGGCAUUCUCUCUGAGCUUGAAGAGGUA
Molecule: messenger RNA, 1377 nt
Organism: Entelurus aequoreus (snake pipefish)
Lineage: Eukaryota; Metazoa; Chordata; Actinopteri; Syngnathiformes; Syngnathidae
Gene: rab42a
Product: RAB42, member RAS oncogene family a
Exons: 2
Coding region: 33-752 (239 amino acids)
Biological process (GO): Rab protein signal transduction
Cellular component (GO): Golgi membrane
Molecular function (GO): GTPase activity; GTP binding
Source: RefSeq, a predicted model, not a curated record